Messenger RNA from Andrographis paniculata, 2870 nucleotides. Its product is annotated as pentatricopeptide repeat-containing protein At1g03560, mitochondrial. The transcript has a single exon. Gene Ontology annotation, molecular function: protein binding. The coding region runs from base 28 to 1929 and encodes 633 amino acids. Lineage: Eukaryota; Viridiplantae; Streptophyta; Magnoliopsida; Lamiales; Acanthaceae. The record is from RefSeq and is a predicted model, not a curated record.
CAUGCGCUCGCACACCCCCGCAGGCAGAUGAGAACAGCCCUCUUGAAGCCCAUCCCAACUGCCAUCGCCGUUGCCGGAAACCGUCCAUAUAACUUCACACCUCUUCCCCCGCCGGAAUGGGUCCAACCCUUCACCGAUCUAUCCGACGUCAUCACCUCCGGUCCCAAACCCGAACCCCAGCCCUCCCCCUGGGUCCCCAAGAUCCUCAAUUUCUUACAGGCCACCAAUCCCUCAGUCGAGCAAGACCUAACCCUAUUUUGCCACAAGUAUUUGAUUCGGCUUCCCCCCAAUUUCGUCUCCCACAUUCUCAAGAAAUCGGAAUCCCUCCCGAACCGGGCCGAGACUGCCUUACGGUUUUUCACCUGGGCCGGGAAGCAGAAGGGAUAUGCCCACAACCUCGAAUGCUAUGUCUCUGUGAUUGAAAUCUUGUGUUCAGCAAGUGUUGAUAUUGAUAGGGCUAGGGUCAAGUCUGUCUUCAAUGAGCUUAAGGGUAAAGGCUUUUUUAUGAACGCUGCCGCUGCCAAUUCCCUCAUCAAAAGCUUUGGCAAUGGCGGAAUGGUUGAGGAGCUAUUGUGGGUUUGGAGAAGCAUGAAGGAUAACGGGGUUGAGCCUAGUUUGUACACGUACAAUUUCUUGAUGAAUGGUCUUGUCAAUUCGGGGUUUAUCGACUUGGCCGAGAAGGUUUUCGAUGUAAUGGAGGAUGGGAAAGUCAAGCCGGACGUUGUCACUUACAACACCAUGAUCAAAGGGUAUUGUAAUUCAGGGCAUGUUAAGAAGGCCGUUGAGAAGUUGCAGUGUAUGGAGGAGGAGGGUAGGGGCUUAGAGCCGGACAAGAUCACGGUUAUGACAUUGAUGCAAGCGUGUUAUUCGGAGGGGGACUAUGAUUUUUGUGUAAGGCUUUAUCAUGAAAUGGUGGAGAAAGGAAUCGAGAUCCCAUCACAUGCAUAUAGUUUGGUGAUCGGCGGGCUUUGCAAGACGGGGAAGGCUAUGGAAGGAUAUGCCGUUUUCGAGGGUAUGGUCGGGAGAGGGUGUGAGCCCAAUGUGGCAAUCUACACGUCUUUGAUCGAUGCGUAUGCGAAGAAUGGGAAGUUGGGUACGUCGAUGGGAUUGUUUAAAAGGAUGCAAAGCGAAGGGUUUGAGCCGGAUGUAGUGACUUAUGGUGUGAUUGUGAAUAGUCUUUGCAUGAGCGGGCUGUUGGACGAGGCGAUCCAAUGGUUUGAAUAUUGUAAAGGGAAGAAUGUCGCGGUCAAUUUGGUGGUGUACUCGAGCCUCAUUGAUGGGCUUGGGAAGGCCGGGAGAGUGGAGGAGGCGACAAAACUUUUUGAAGAAAUGGAAUGCCCUCGGGAUUCAUAUUGCUACAACGUUUUUCUCAAUGCUUUGGCCAAGAAUGGGAGAAUUGACGAAGCAUUGGCACUUGUUGAAAGAAUGGAAAAUGAGGAGUGCGAUCAAACGGUGUACACGUUCACGAUAUUGAUGAACGGGUUGUUCAAGGAGCAUCGGAAUGAAGAUGCAUUGAAGAUGUGGAAUAUGAUGAUUGAUAAAGGGAUUACACCAACGGUUGCAUCUUUCCGGGUGCUUUCAACCGGACUUUGUCUAUCGGGAAAGGUAGCGCGAGCGUGUAAAAUCUUGGAUGAGUUGGCCCCGACGGGUGUAGUGUUCGACACAGCAUUUGAGGAUAUGGCCAAUGUUUUGUGCAAGGCGGGGCGGGUGGUGGACGCGUGCAAGCUGGCCGAUGGGAUUAUCGAGCGGGGACGAGAGGUGCCGGGCAGGGUCCGGACAAUAAUGAUAAAUGCGUUGAGGAAGGGAGGGAAGGCGGAUUUAGCGAUGAAACUGAUGCAUAGCAAGAUCGGGAUAGGAUAUGAUAGGUUUCGCAGUGUUAAGAAGCGAGUCAAGUUUCGAAAUCUGGUCGUCGAUCGCAGCGACCCUUGAACACACAUACACACACUCACACUCACUCAACUUAAUUCUUUUGCUCCAAAAUCAAUAUUUGUUGAGAUUUCAUUGCUCCAGUGAUAAUACAUUAAAGACGACCAAAGAAAACCCACCUAAACAAACAACUCAGUACAUUGGCUUUUCAGUUCUUGACAUAGCAGCUGUAACUGGAGUCAGCUCAGCUCAGCCACAACAGAAAUAAAUACCUCCUGAUGGUUAAUUUCUAAUUCAAAGCAAAUGCUGCUGCAUCCGAGAUGAAGUGGGCUGGGGUGGGGUCGGUCGCGUAAAGUAGCCUUCCAACGCUACCAAGUAAGCAAGCUGCAAAAGAAAGAAACAGGCUUAUUAAGUAGAAUUCAGAUACUGCUUACAUUGGAUUUGCCACACUUCACUCAUAUCUUCACUUCAAAAAGAAUUAGCGAAAGAGCUCAAGUAAUGUUUUCGCAAUAAGGUAAUUAGAUGCCCUCUAACUGCAUAGAGCAAAUCAACACAAAGCAAAUAUGCUUAGCAAAACUGAAGGAAAACAUAUUGUACCUGAGCUUUAUCAGAGCAUUGAGCCACCAGGGGAUGAACCUCAAAGACACAUUGUGUUGGUAACAUCUGGAUGCACAAGUUUCACUUACAGGAACCAUCAAUAUACACCUCUUAUUGCAUUCAGAGAGGUGCCAAUGUUGUGACAGUGCUCCACCUCAACGUUCGGCCUAUCUCAUUACCUCAUAAGCAGAUGGCACGUCAUGCAAUGGGUGGCCUUUCUGAUUUCUUUCAAUAAUCCUCCUUGCAAGAGAAACUUGCUUGCCAACAGCAAACACAAAGGCCUUGCCCUUACCUCCAGCCCCUCUGGCUGUUCUCCCAACACGACGUACAUACUCGCUUGGAUCCCGAGGAAAAUCAAAGAGAACUACAUGAUUUACACAUGCAAAAUCGAUUCCUCGAGAUGCCCU